AUGUCUUCGGAUCAAGUCGACCACGAUAAGCAAUCUCCUGUUGAAGUGAUCGAUUGGAAAGGAUUAGUUCAAUAUACCCAAUUUUUAUGUCGGGGUUCGAAUAAUAAAAUGAAAAUAUGUUUAAUUGAUGAAGAACAAGAAGAACUUUGUAUUACAACUCAAGAUGAAUUCGAUUUAAAUGUUAAAUAUGCUCAAGAGCACGGCAUUAAAUCGUUAACACUUGUUAUCUAUAUUGAUGAUAAACAUGUAUUCAAUGGAAUAUAUCAUAUUGAAAAAUCUAUUGAGAAAAAACAUUUUCCCGUUGAUAAAUUACUAAUACUUCAAGAUAAAGUUCUUGCUGAAAAAUGGUACAUACCAGUCAAACAAGACGAAGCAUUAGGUGUUUGCCUCAUAGCAGCCAUCAAGAUAGCUCAAGAAGGUAAACCAGAAGAUAAUCCUGAUUGCAAAAAAUUCAUUGAAGAUAUUGUACCAGAAGCAUUUUAUAAAUUACAAACUACUAAAUCAGUAUUUUCAUGGCCACGUGAAAUUCAAUUUGGAAUUUUUGAAAUGACGGAAUUAUUCAUCGAUUUAAUGGGUAUUCGUCUUCGUUAUCCACCCGUACCAAUUAAAUUACUAAAUACACUUGCUUUAACAUUUGACACAACUACAGCAUUUUCUCAAAAACAUAAAAAUGAACCAUUACCAAAUCGCCGUGCAUAUACAUUAAAAGAUACCGAUUUUCUACGAGAGACUUCGAAUAAUGAAACAUUUGGUUGGCUUAGAUCAAUUCUUCAACGUUUUAUUGCACAAAAUGGUUUACAAAAUAUUCGUUUACAAUUCGAAUAUAUCGAUUCUUCGAAUUCAAAAACAGCUGCUAUGGAAUAUUGUGCACUACUUAAAAUAUUUUCAAAAUGUAAUCUAUGUAUAGAUGCUCAUCGUUUUCGUUUAAUUUUUGCUCGAUCCAUUCGUCAAACCGUUCAAUAUCUUCAAACACAAACAAUUUCUGAUGAAUUAAGAGAACUAUACGAGACAUUACUUGAAAUUUGCUAUAAAUAUGAAUUAAAAGAUGAAAUAACUAAAUUACGUACAUUACCGUACAAUUCAAAUGCAGAUGAAACAUUAUCAGAAUUUGUCGACAGUUGCUCAGAAACAACGCCACUUAUUGAGAUAACAGAAUCUACACCAAGAAAAUCUAAACAUAAAGAGUGUUAUGAAACUCUUGCUGAAAAUGUUCGAUUAAUGACGAUUAAUAAUAACGAUGCAGAACGAAAAAAUAUUAAAAAACAAAGAACAGAUGAACAAUUAUCAACACCAUCAUUUACUCGUAGCCAUGUCAUAGAUUGUAUUGAUGGAAUAUUAAGUUCAACAGAAAAACGUUCACUUAAGCGAAAACAUCAUCGUGAUCAACAUCGUUCAACACUAUCAUCAAUGAGUGCUGGUCAUGCAGUUAAAAAAGAACCAAAACGUUCAAAUACAAUAGCAAUUACAUCGAAUACAACUUAUGAUCGAUCGAAUUCUGAAGAUAUUCUUCGUUAUUUUACACCGAUGAGAUUGAAAAUUGCUACACUUUAUGAUAAUCUUCAACUAGCUAUAAGUAAUGGUAAUAUGCGUGAAGUAUUAAGAAUUGAAGAAAAAAUUAAAUUACUUCGUCCAUUUUCUGCACGAUUUAUUGCUGAUGAAAAUACACCUGAUGGUACAGCCAUGAAACCCGGACAAAUAUUUCGUAAAGGUUGGAUUCUUCUCAAUGAUGGUUCAAUGCCAUGGGACAGUACUGAUAUUCAGUUGAUUAAUUUAACCGAUGGCAUUCAAGUUCUUCAACAACCCGUUGUUCCAACAACAGCACCACAUGCACGAGCUGUCAUUACUGUCGAUUAUGUGUGUGCAAGUGAACCAGGUACAUAUGAAAGUAAAUGGAUUCUUGCAUAUCGUCAACAAACAUUUGGUCCUAUGAUUUGGUGUUCAAUUGAAGUUAGUCCAUGGUCAAUAAGUGAACAUGAUUUCGAAACAAUAACGCAUUCAAUCUCAUUGAAUGAAUUGGAUUAUGUUCACGUACCAUUACCAGCUUGUUUUGAUUUAUCGAAACCAUUUCAUAUUGACAUGAAAACGUCAACUCAUAGUUCAAGUCAUUCGAAUUCUUUUUCUCACAGCAAUGAUUCUGCAGAAUUACUAUCAACAUAUUUCAAUACCAUCGAUAUUGACGAUCUUCGCAGUUCAUUUUCUAGUGACACAGAAAACCUUUCGAAUCUAAUGAACUCACCAACAGUUGUAUCUGAAAAAGAUGAACAAUCUAUCGAAAAUCCAACACCCGUAAUCGAUUCAACACCGCCAACAGAAAACUCACCAUCACUUACACCGCCUAUUGUUUUAAAUAAUAAUGAAGAAAAUCAAUCGACACGAUCAAAUCAACCAUUUGAUUUCGUUGAUACGGUUGUUACAAAUGUGUUUAGCGCUGCUAAACAAGCAAGUUCAACAGCGAUUGCUAUUUUUCAUACAUUACAGGCCUAUGAAGAACCAGUAGCAUCAGUAUCUCCUCCUGUUCGAGAACAAGAAAAGCCAACGUUGUUCAAUUCGUUCAAUCCAAAUCAAGUAGAUAAUCAUGGUCUGUCGGUACUUAGUAAUGGAACUUCAACGAGUAUUAACUCAAGUUCGUCAUCUGAUCCAAUGAAAAAAUUAAUUGAGAUGGGCUUUGCUAAUCGGGCUAAAAAUCAACGUCUACUUAAAGCAAAUGCUAAUGAUCUAGCUAAGGAUUGUGCAAACAUGUUACGUCAUAAAUCAAUUCUUGAAACAUAUGGUUUAGUAUCGAAUGAAAAAUCAUCAUCGAAUACAAAGCAAUAUACAACAUACGAUAAACUCUAUCCACCUUUGCGACAACGAAGCGAACACGAGCGUCCACGUUCAGUUCAAUUGAAACCGCAAGAAUAUCUUCUAUUCAUUGUUGCUGUUUUAGCAAUAGCUGCUCUAAUCGUUUACAAUAUCUAUACGAACUACUUUGAGUAA
Molecule: messenger RNA, 2976 nt
Organism: Rotaria socialis
Lineage: Eukaryota; Metazoa; Rotifera; Eurotatoria; Philodinida; Philodinidae
Source: the annotation of a GenBank genome assembly